AUGUCGUUCAACGCACUUCCCGGCGAGAUCGUACUUCAUAUUGCCAGCGCCCUUCAUCGAGCGCCUCUCAAUGCUCUCCUCCAAGUCAACCGAAGUAUCGCAGUCCUACUCACUCCAGAGCUUUACGGGCACGAGUUUCCAUUCGACACCGCAGUGUCCCCAAACGAUUUACCGCAUCACAUUGAUCAGAUCGACAAGAACCUGCCAGGUUUUGAUCCACACGUUCGAGUCUACCAGUGUGCGAUGCUAUGGCAGUCGGAUAUCAUUCUAGAGUACCUUCGCAACUUGCCCGAUACUAUAUUCAAACGUAGUAGUCGCAAAGCCAAUACCAUUCUCCACCAAGUCGCAGGAGAUGGAAACACAAAGCUCUUCGAUAUACUGAUAUCGAAAGGUGCCGAUCACAACGCAGUGAAUGUUAUGCACCAAACGCCACUGCAUAUUGCACUUCGGCGAGAAGACACAACCAUAAUAAGUCGUCUAAUGCAGGAAGGGGCGAAUGCCACAAUUUUGGACAGCCUUUCUAAGUCGGUACUAGUCUAUGCAAUCGAUACCGGUUCUUUGUCAGUCAUCAAGUGCGUGCUUCAAAGCCUCAAAACUCGUGGAGAAAGUCUCAGUUCUACCGAUCGCAGCAUCACUUUGGCGUUGUCCCAGCAUAUUGUCUACAGAAAUUGGUCUAUUCUAAUACUCUUGUUCGAACAUGGCGUAGACCUUUCCUGGGAAUAUUCGGAUGGUCGAAGCCUGUUCGGCGAUGUCGUUAACAUCAGAGAUGCCCGAUUUUUCGACCGUUUCUUGUAUCGCUGUGGGAAGGCCAUUCGUUUGGCCGAUUGGGAGGGCUUCCUGUUCGCGUUAAACCCACUCGUACUUUCCAAGCAAACCAUCUCCCGACUAGCUGAAGGAGUUCUGGCUCUUGGUGGAAGUUUUGAAAGUCAACGAAGCUCUACAGGGGAGUCAACCUUGCAUAAAUUCGCGGUGACUGGAAGUGUCUCGGGCGUGGAGGUUCUGUUGAGUCUGGGAGCAAAUGUGCUGGUGACUCGAGAUGAUGGAGCUACACCUAGCCUUUGA
Molecule: messenger RNA, 1062 nt
Organism: Cadophora gregata
Lineage: Eukaryota; Fungi; Ascomycota; Leotiomycetes; Helotiales; Ploettnerulaceae
Exons: 1
Coding region: 1-1062 (353 amino acids)
Molecular function (GO): protein binding
Source: RefSeq, a predicted model, not a curated record